GCGGCGUCCCUCCCCCUCUCGGCCAGCGUAGCAGUCGGGCCCAGUACAUUCCGCCUGGGCUUUUCCCCCCUCCCUGGAUUCCGCUGCGCAAGGCUUGGCGGCGGGAACGGAGGCGGCCGCCAUUUGCUAGCCAGACCCCAGGAUGGCCCCCAAACUCCCAGACUCUGUGGAGGGGCUCCGCGCCGCCGGCAACCUGAGCUUCCGCAACGGCCAGUUCGCCGAGGCCGCCACGCUCUACAGCCUCGCGCUGCGGUUGAUGCUGGAGCGAGGUGCUUCGGACCCUAAAGAAGAAAGCGUUCUCUACUCCAACCGAGCGGCAUGCCACUUGAAGGAUGGGAACUGCAGGGACUGCAUCAAAGACUGCACCGCAGCACUGGCCUUAGUUCCCUUCAGCAUAAAGCCGUUGCUCCGGCGGGCAUCGGCCUACGAGGCCCUGGAGAAGUAUUCCCUGGCCUAUGUCGACUACAAGACCGUGCUGCAGAUUGAUGACAGUGUGCAGUCAGCCUUGGAAGGUGUCAACAGAAUGACCAGAGCUCUCAUGGACUCACUUGGACCCGAGUGGCGCCUGAAGCUGCCCUCUGUCCCCUUGGUGCCUGUCUCAGCCCAGAAGAGGUGGGAUUCCUUGCCUUCGGAAAAUCACAAAGAGCCGGCUAAAAGCAAGUCCAAACAAAUCACAACUGCCAAGAGCAGAGUGCCUUCUUCUGGGGAUGUGGAGAGAGCCAGAGUUCUGAAGGAAGAAGGCAAUGAGCUCGUAAAGAAGGGAAACCAUAAGAAAGCUAUUGAGAAGUACAGUGAAAGCCUCUCGUUUAGUAACCUGGAAUCCGCCACGUACAGCAACAGAGCGCUCUGCCACUUGAUCCUGAAGCAGUAUAAGGAGGCAGUGAAGGAUUGCACCGAAGCCCUCAAGCUGGAUGGAAAGAACGUGAAAGCCUUUUACAGACGGGCUCAAGCCUACAAGGCUCUCAAGGACUAUAAAUCCAGCUUCGCAGACAUCAACAGCCUCCUAAAAAUUGAGCCCAGGAACGGCCCUGCACAGAAGUUGCAGCAGGAAGUUAACCAGAACUUAAACUAGAAACCCGAGAGGGCAGCGGGAAACCUCUGCCAGACGACCUUCCUCUGUGCCUGCUCCUGGGACCCAGCAUGCCCCAGAGUGCGCCCUGAAGCACCAUCCUCUGCCCCUCAAAGAGGUAAUGACCUCCCACCCCUUAAGAGGCUUUGUUCAAAUGAAGCUCAGUGUAGCCAAAAACCCGACGUUGUUUUGCUGGAAAGGUCCCCUGCUCUGCUGAAGCCCUGUUCUCCAUUCUCCCUGCCUUGGACAGCUAGCAGAUCAUACAAACAGGUCCUCAGCAAAGCACUGGGCUCUGUCCCCGCCCCAAGUGUGCCCCAGACUGAGUGCAGCCUUUCGAGCUUCACCACAAGCUCCUCACGGUGGUCCAUCUGUGCAAACUGAGCUGGGGGUGGGGGGGCACAGGACUAGAAAACCCUGUCCCACCUGCACCUACUGCAGCCUGUUGAGCUGGUUCUCCAGGGCUGCCAUCCUGCCCUGUCCUUGGCAUAGUGCUGUGUGUUCUGAGCUCCAGCCCCUUCCGGCCAGGCCCCACUGUGGCGGGGUGCAGAGCCCUGGCUCUUGGAGGGCUCUGCUGGCUCUUUGCGGCCUCCUGCGUGGAGGUCUGUAAGCGGUGUCGGGGCCCAGCAGUGUGACCGCUCCUGAAGGUGGGGUGGGAAGACAAGCCUCCUUGAGGUCAGUGUCCUUCUGUUCUGGGCAGGGACCUGCCUUUUGUUCCCAACUGUGGCUCCCUCCAGGUUUCGUAGUUCUUUGUUAUACGAAGUUAAUUUGAACUGACUCCGGUUUUGUUGAACUGUGUGUUUAAGUGAUUACAUUAAAUG
Molecule: messenger RNA, 1887 nt
Organism: Pteronotus mesoamericanus
Lineage: Eukaryota; Metazoa; Chordata; Mammalia; Chiroptera; Mormoopidae
Gene: TOMM34
Product: translocase of outer mitochondrial membrane 34
Exons: 7
Coding region: 143-1072 (309 amino acids)
Cellular component (GO): cytosol; mitochondrion
Molecular function (GO): heat shock protein binding
Source: RefSeq, a predicted model, not a curated record